AUGUCACUGGAUGUCGAUGCGAUCAUCGAGAAACUCUUGGAGGUGCGGGGCACCAAACCCGGAAAGCAAGUUCAGCUAGAGGAGAACGAUGUUAAGAAUCUUGCCCUUAAAAGUCGCGAGAUCCUCUUAGCACAGCCCCCCCUUCUCGAACUAGAGGCCCCUGUGAAAAUAUGCGGGGAUAUUCACGGGCAGUACUAUGACCUCAUCCGUCUUUUUGAGAGUGGUGGCUUUCCACCCACGGCGAAUUAUCUUUUCCUCGGGGACUACGUCGAUCGCGGCAAGCAAGGCUUGGAGACGAUUUGCCUAGUUCUGGCGUUUAAGGUGAAGUUCCCGGAGAACUUUUUCAUCCUGCGUGGGAAUCACGAAUGCGCGAGUAUUAAUCGGAUUUACGGCUUUUUUGACGAGUGCAAGCGGCGGUUUAACAUCCGACUUUGGAAGGCCUUUACCGAUACGUUUAAUUGCCUUCCCGUGGCCUGCAUUAUUGACGACAAGAUCUUCUGCUGCCAUGGCGGGCUGAGCCCGGAGCUGCAGACGAUGGAGCAGAUCAAAAAGAUCGCGCGGCCGUGCGAUGUAGCCGAUACCGGGCUCAUCUGCGAUUUAUUGUGGUCCGACCCCGAGGAAGGCUUGAGUGGUUGGGGCGAAAAUGAUAGAGGGGUGUCGUUUACCUUUGGCCAAGAUAUAGUAGAAAAAUUUUUACGCCGGCAUGACUUCGAUUUGAUCUGCCGUGCUCAUCAGGUCGUGGAGGAUGGCUAUCAGUUUUUUGCAAAGCGCCAGCUCAUUACCAUUUUCUCUGCCCCAAAUUACUGUAAUGAGUUUGAUAACAGUGGAGCCGUAAUGUCUGUGGAUAGUGAACUCAUGUGCUCUUUUCAGAUACUAAAGCCUGCCGUAAAAAAGCCAAAAUUUUAUCAACAAUGA
Phytomonas sp. Hart1 is the source of this 915-nucleotide messenger RNA. The record is from the annotation of a GenBank genome assembly. NCBI's taxonomy places the organism in Eukaryota, Euglenozoa, Kinetoplastea, Trypanosomatida, Trypanosomatidae.